UCGAAAAUUUCCAAACGUUGCCCGAUAAACCCCGUGAAAGCGGGGUUUGGUUGCGGGAGGUGUCUCAAAAACCCUAGUUCAUCAUCCUCUCAAAUCAAUCAACGUCUUCAAUUCGAUUCUUCAAAAUGCCCGGUUUUCCUCAUCCUGGAUCCCUCACGAUCUGUGAAAUCAAUCGUGAACUCUUCGUUGCUGAAAAGCUCUCAGAUGAGCAAGCGAAGGAAACGUAUGGCAAAAUUCUUGGACUUGUUUUUAGUCCGGUUCCCUUCGAAGUGGAUCUGUACCCAUCUGAUUCGGAGCAAAUCAGAGAGCAGCAGCAGGUGACGAGUGAAGAUGCUCGGAGAGGAGGUUUUGCUGGUUUCAAAGCUGACAUUUUUGAGCUUUUGAUCCGUUUUUUCUCUCCAAACUCUUUGAAUGUGCUUGCAGAAGAAGAUGUCUAUGGAGUAAGCUGGAAUCCACAUAAGCAUUGUUUAGCAUUUACCUCCGGUCGUAAUCAAGUUACAAUCCGUGAUUAUGAGGAUUCAGAAGGAAAAGAUCCGUGUAUUUUGACGAGUGAAUACCAAAGAGAUGUCAAAGCGCUUGAAUGGAGACCAAACAGUGGGAAAACACUCGCUGUUGGUUGCACGGGUGGAAUAUGUAUUUGGUCGGCUUCAUACCCUAGCAAUGCAGCAAUGGUUAGACCUGGUAUUGCCUCAUCUGUUGGUGGUGUUUUUAGAGCCUCUGGAGUGCGAUGGACCCUGGUGGAUUUUCUCCGAAGCCCUGAUGGUGAACAGAUUAGUGCGCUUUGCUGGAAUCCUGAUGGAAGAUUUUUGGCAUCUGCCUCAUCUGGGAGCUCUUCAUUCACGAUCUGGGAUGUUGCUCAAGGUCUAGGAACUCCUAUUCGUCGAGGAUUAGGAGCUAUAUCAAUGUUGAAGUGGUCUCCAACAGGAGAUUACUUUUUCACUGCAAAGUCUGAUGGAACAUUCUAUAUUUGGGAGACCAACACUUGGACAUCAGAACCAUGGUCUUCGACAGGUGGAAAUGUUACUGGCGCUGCAUGGGAUCCUGAUGGACGCAUGAUAUUGCUUGCAUUCUCACAGUCCACAACAUUGGGUUCCAUCCACUUUGCAUCAAAACCCCCAUCUUUAGAUGCACAUCUGCUACCUGUUGAAUUACCUGAGAUUGCCUCAACUGGCAGCCAUGGCAUUGAAAAAAUAGCAUGGGAUGCCUCAGGAGAGCGAUUGGCAUUGUCAUUUCAAGGUGGUGAUGACAUGUAUGAUGGCCUUAUUGCAGUUUAUGAUAUUCGAAGAGCACCGCUCAUCUCAACUUCAUUAGUUGGAUUCAUCAGAGGACCUGGAGAAAAGCCAAAGCCCCUUGCCUUUGCCUUCCACAACAAAUUCAAGCAAGGGCCACUUUUAACUGUGUGCUGGAGCUCUGGUUGGUGCUGUACAUACCCCCUCAUAUUUCGCUCGCAUAUACUUCCUUGAUCAAGUGUGUUUGUGAAUGUGGCACCAAUGUGAUGAAUCUAGAGACCAUCGAUCAUUCCUGAAAUCUUGUUUCAUUUUCAAUUGAAGUUCUUCAUGUUGUGGACAAGAAUGCAGCUGGAUCGGAAAAACACAAGUUUCAGUUCAUAAAAUUUCUGCCUUCACUGUAUCAAUUUCAUCGAUGUUUUCAGAAUCAUACUGUGCUUGGUUUAUGAUGUUACCCCUGCGAGAAACCAUUUUGAUUAUUUUGUUGAAUGAAUAACUUGUUCUUCUUGUGUUGAUAAUA
This is a messenger RNA of Dioscorea cayenensis subsp. rotundata (Guinea yam), 1746 nucleotides long. Its product is annotated as aladin. Gene Ontology annotation, molecular function: protein binding. Bases 126 to 1463 code for a protein of 445 amino acids. The transcript has 15 exons. Gene Ontology annotation, biological process: nucleocytoplasmic transport. Lineage: Eukaryota; Viridiplantae; Streptophyta; Magnoliopsida; Dioscoreales; Dioscoreaceae. The record is from RefSeq and is a predicted model, not a curated record. Gene Ontology annotation, cellular component: nuclear pore.